CCUGACUUCCUGGGGUCAUGACCGGGCAGAUCAGUAGAACACUGUCUCUAUGGCAAUGUAUAGAUGUGAGGAAGUCACUUAGCCCUGUCAUUGGUUCUCUCCACAGGAAGGAAGUCACUCAGCCCUGUGAUUGGUUAUCUCUACAGGAAGGAGGUCACUCAGCCCUGUGAUUGGUAUUCUCCACAGGAAACAGCUAACCCCCCAAGCAUGUCUGUGUUGGAGAACGAGACAUCGCGUGUGUCUAGCUACGUGCCUCACUACCUGCUGCGGGGAGACCCCUUCGCCUCGCGCCUGUCCAGGGAGGCCGACAUUGUAGCAGCGUUCUACAUCUGCAUCAUCGGUAUCCUGUCUGCCACAGGGAAUGGAUAUGUGAUCUACAUGAGUAUGAAACAGAAGAACAAGCUGAAGCCUCCAGAGCUCAUGACUGUGAACCUGGCCAUCUUCGACUUCGGCAUCUCAGUGACAGGGAAGCCAUUCUUCGUGGUGUCCAGUUUCUCGCACCGCUGGCUGUUUGGCUGGGAGGGGUGUCGCUUCUAUGGCUGGGCCGGGUUCUUCUUCGGCUGUGGCAGCCUCAUCACCAUGACCGUGGUCAGCCUGGACCGCUACCUCAAGAUCUGUCACCUCCCAUAUGGCACGUGGCUGAAGAGGCACCAUGCCUUCUUGUGCCUGCUCUUCGUGUGGCUGUACGCUGCCUUUUGGGCCAGCAUGCCCCUGGUGGGCUGGGGGAGCUAUGCGCCCGAGCCCUUCGGCACCUCCUGCACGCUGGACUGGUGGCUGGCGCAGGCGUCGGCUUCCGGGCAGAGCUUCGUCAUGGCCAUCCUCUUCUUCUGCCUCGUCUUCCCCGCCGGCAUCAUCAUCUUCUCCUACGUCAUGAUCAUCUACAAGGUGAAGUCCUCCGCCAAAGAGAUGUCUCACUUCGACACCCGCAACACCAACAGCCACAACCUGGAGAUCAAGCUGACUAAGGUGGCAAUGUUGAUCUGCGCUGGGUUCCUGAUUGCGUGGAUCCCCUACGCCGUGGUGUCGGUGGUGUCGGCGUUUGGAGAGCCUGAUAGUGUGCCCAUUUCAGUGUCCGUCAUCCCCACCCUGCUCGCCAAGUCAUCCGCCAUGUACAACCCCAUCAUCUACCAGGUCAUCCACCUGCAGAACUCCUGCGCCCAGUCCUCCUGCAUGCAGGUCCUGAGGAAACCACGCCACUUCAGGAAGUCACGGUUCUACACCAUCUCUGGCUCAUUAAAAGAGCCAUGUGCUGACGAAGCUCAGAUCCAGAUGUGACCAUGACGACCACGAGACUCACAGAGGACUGACUCCUCCCUCUGUGAUCAAACACGCUGGCUCUCCCUCCCCACCCAUUGGCUAUCCAACCCUCUGCAAUCACAGCUUCUCACCCAGAAAUGACUCCUCCUCCUUGUGUUCUUGUCCCGAUUAUUGAACUUCGACCCUGCCGACCUCCCCCCAGUCAACUCCCGAGUUGUGUUCACAGUGUUUUUGUCAAAAAUGUAUCAUCUCAAAACCUUCAAAUGGAUACAAUAGAUUUAGAUUGUUUUGGUGUCGGACCAACUCCAGUAUGCCAUACAAACGUUUUAGCCAACAUGCAUUAGAUGUUAGAUGUAGUGAUGCUGUCCAGCAAUGUUAAGACUCACUGUCAGUCCAGCUCUAGCAAUGGUUGAUGCUGAAAGUGAUUUUUAUAGUAUGUAUAAGCUGUGCACCUAUAUACAUCAACCAACAGUACCAAACAUGUGUGAACAUGUGACUCUACGAUCUACCUAAAAAGAGAAUCUAGAGUUGGACUUUUCCUGCUUACAUCACGCAGAACAAGACUUGAAAACUGAGAUCCAAAGACUGAGUUUCCUGAAGAACCUGUCACCAAGGUAACUUGAAGAACCCCGUCACCAAGGUAAUGACGUUCUUCAGAGAUGCACAAGCUGCACGUCUGCAGUCUCUACUUUUCCACAAACACGUCGGGUGUGAAGAGGGACCAGCUGUAACACGCAGCCCAGCCAUGGCUGCUAGGGUGGUUAGAAACCCCUGAGCAGGCUAGGCUAGCUAGGCUAAUUAGCAGCAAGAUAGGCAAACUAGGCUAAUUCGGAGCAAGCUAUCUCUGAGGAACAGCACAGAUUUACUUUUCAUGCAGGCUCUAUUUUGUAUGCACUGAUGUCAGUCCAAUACCUAUUUUGAUGAAAAGCAAAAAGGCACUUCCUGAAGUUCCAACUGAAUUUCUACUGUUUAGGUUUUUAGAGCAAUGAUUCUGGAUAAACAGGGUGGUGAGUGAAAGGAGAGGAAGAGUUUCCUUCCGCCCAACAAUAUUUACCAAAGAUGAACAGUUCAGGGUCGGUAGGUAGGUAACUCAGUAACUCAGCGUUGUCGCUGAGUCAUGCUUUUGGAAGAAGUAUUCCUCAUUCCAGAAUUUAUAUUUAAUUCAACUUAAUUCCUAACCACCAGCUGUGACAGGAAGUGUCCUAUAGCCACUAACCCUAACCACCAGCUGUGACAGGAAGUGUCCUAUAGUAAUACAGUAGCCUAUCUACUCUUGCUGUCGGAACUUGGGGUGUUUAGUUUGGUUUACACUAAAGUGUUAGUGUUUUACCUUGCUGAUGUGAUUGUUUAGUUUAGGAUGUAGCUCAUUA
Osmerus eperlanus (European smelt) is the source of this 2627-nucleotide messenger RNA. It is a transcript of the gene opn5, whose product is annotated as opsin 5. Gene Ontology annotation, cellular component: plasma membrane. Bases 208 to 1275 code for a protein of 355 amino acids. Gene Ontology annotation, molecular function: G protein-coupled photoreceptor activity. Gene Ontology annotation, biological process: G protein-coupled receptor signaling pathway; cellular response to light stimulus; phototransduction. The transcript is spliced from 6 exons. The record is from RefSeq and is a predicted model, not a curated record. Lineage: Eukaryota; Metazoa; Chordata; Actinopteri; Osmeriformes; Osmeridae.